AAGGACGGAUGUGACGUAACUAGCUAGGAGGAAACGCUUGCUGAAAGAAAUUGUGUAGUCACUGUGUGUAUCCUAUCUUAAAACAAGUCCGUUUGGAAUAUUCUUCUAACUUGCUGUUUUCAUAACCAGCGGCACCAUGUCUAUCAUGUCGUAUAAUGGAGGGGCUGUCAUGGCCAUGCGUGGGAAGGGAUGUGUCGCGAUAGCAUCAGACAGGAGGUUUGGCAUCCAGGCACAGAUGGUCACCACUGACUUUCAGAAGAUCUUUCCCAUGGGUGAGAGGCUCUACAUUGGGCUGGCAGGACUGGCCACAGAUGUGCAGACCGUAUCUCAGCGCCUCAAAUUCCGCCUUAACCUGUAUGAGCUAAAGGAGGGUCGUCAGAUCAAGCCGAAGACCUUCAUGAGCAUGGUGUCCAACCUGCUGUACGAGAGAAGGUUUGGUCCCUACUACAUUGAGCCUGUGAUUGCUGGUCUGGACCCCAGAACCUUUGAGCCUUUCAUCUGUUCCUUGGAUCUGAUUGGUUGCCCUAUGAUAACAGAAGAUUUUGUAGUCAGUGGCACUUGCUCAGAGCAGAUGUACGGCAUGUGUGAAUCGUUAUGGGAACCAGACAUGGAGCCAGAGGACCUGUUUGAGACCAUUUCACAGGCAAUGCUGAAUGCUGUAGACAGAGAUGCGGUUUCUGGCAUGGGCGUUGUAGUGCAUGUCAUUGAGAAAGAUAAGAUAACCACACGGACCCUGAAGGCCAGAAUGGAUUAGACAACCACCUCAGCUUUCCCCUUUCUGAAUCCUGUUUUGUACUGUAACAGAACACACUUCUUUCUCCAAGUGAUAUUCUUUAAAAUAUGAUUUUCAAUAAAAUACCAGAUGUUUCAUUUUG
Molecule: messenger RNA, 875 nt
Organism: Electrophorus electricus (electric eel)
Lineage: Eukaryota; Metazoa; Chordata; Actinopteri; Gymnotiformes; Gymnotidae
Gene: psmb3
Product: proteasome 20S subunit beta 3
Biological process (GO): proteasome-mediated ubiquitin-dependent protein catabolic process
Cellular component (GO): proteasome core complex, beta-subunit complex; proteasome core complex; cytoplasm
Source: RefSeq, a predicted model, not a curated record